ACCGGACUAGACGCUCCUUUUGUCGGAUUCGUUUCGACCUGACUCCCCGGGGUUUACGGCUGAAAAUAACACACUUUGAAAGUCCCGAAAUCAGCCAAACGGCCACCGUGGUGUGCAGUAAUAACCAGGGUUUCUGUCUGAACCAGCAGAGGCGUCAGGGGGCGGAGUCUUCUGCGUCAGGUGCUGCAUGAUGAACGGCAGCAGCAGCGCCUCCGCGCCUCAGAGCACCAGGAUCAAGGCUGAACCAGAUGACUGGAGUAAGGAGGACUGCCUGACUCUGCUGGAGAGGAUCCGCAGUCUGCUGCCGGACGGAGACGCCAUGAAGUAUAAGACCACCGAGUCGCACUUUGACUGGGAGAAGGUCUGCUUCGGCAGCUUCACUGGAGACAUGUGCCGCCAGAAGUGGCAGAAGGUGUCGUGUGAGGUCCGGAAGUACCGAACAAUGACGGAGCUCAUCGUGGACGCCAUCGAGUUCGUAAAGAACCCGUACAAAGGCAAGAAGCUGAAGACUCACCCAGAUUUCCCCAAGAAGCCGCUGACUCCCUACUUUCGGUUCUUCAUGGAGAAACGAGCCAAAUACGCCAAAAUCCACCCCGAGAUGAGCAACCUGGACCUUACCAAGAUCCUGUCCAAGAAGUACAAGGAGCUGCCCGACAAGAAGAAGCAAAAGUACAUCACAGAGUUCCAGAGAGAGAAAGAAGACUUCGAGAAGAACAUGACUCGCUUCAAGGAGGAGCAUCCGGAGCUGAUUGAAGAGAAGAAGAAGUCGGAUCUGCCAGAGAAACCCAAAACUCCUCAGCAGCUGUGGUACAACCACGAGAAGAAGACUUACAUGAAGCUUCACCCUGAGGUGAGUCAGAAGGAGCUGAAGGAGGCUCUGAGGAGGCAGUGGUCCCAGCUGUCCGACAAGAGGAGGCUCAAGUGGAUCAGCAAGGCCCUGGAGCUGCAGAAAGACUACGAGGACAGUAUGAGAGCUUAUCAUGAAGCUCAUCCAGACGUCAACUCAGACGAUCACGUUCGCUCCGUCCUCACCAAAGCUGAGAGACAGCUGAAGGACAAGUUCGAUGGACGGCCGACAAAACCUCCACCUAACGGGUACUCUCUGUACUGCGCUGAGCUGAUGGUGAACAUGAAGGAUGUCCCCAGCACGGAGCGCAUGGUUCUGUGCAGCAAACAGUGGAAGAUGAUGACGCAGAAAGAGAAGGACAUGUUCCAGAAACGCUGUGAGCAGAGAAAGAAGCAGUACGACGUGGACCUGCAGAGGUUCCUGGAGAGUCUUCCAGAGGAGGAGCGGGACCGAGUCCUGACGGAGGAGAAGCUGGGCGGAGCUAAGCUGGCGGUGGGCGUGGCCUCCAGCCCACACAGAGCCAAGUCUCCAUCUGCUAAGGAGCGCUGUCGGGAGGCGGAGCCAGAGCCGUGGGUUCCUGCUGGACCGCCCAAGGACAGGAGAGAUGGAAAGAAAACGGCGAAGCUUCCAGAGACGCCAAAAACAGCCGAGGACAUGUGGCAGCACAGUGUGAUCGGAGACUACCUGGCCAAAUACAGGAGCGACCGCAGGAAGGCGCAGGCGGCGAUGGAGGCAGCCUGGAAGUCCAUGGAGAAGAAGGAGAAGAUUACUUGGAUCAAGAAGGCGGCCGAGGACCAGAAACGUUACGAGGUUCAGUACCGGCCUGUGAGGGAGCUGUUGGAGAUGAGGACUCCGGCUGCAGGUCAGAGGAAGCCCAAGUUUGACGGAGAACCCAAGAAACCUCCAGUGAGCGGCUACCAGAUGUUCUCCCAGGAGCUGCUGACCAACGGUGAGCUGAACCACUUCAGCCUGAAGGAGCGGAUGGUGGAGAUCGGCAAACGCUGGCAGAAGCUCAGCCAGAGUCAGAAGGACAAGUACAAGAAGCUGGUGGAGGAGCAGCAGGUGGAGUACAAGGCCGAGCUGGAGACUUGGGUCAAGUCUCUGUCUCCUCAGGAUCGAGCCGUCUACAAGGAGUUCUCCUCCUCAAAACGUCGAAGCACCGCUAAAGUCCGCAGCAGCCCCAGCGCUAAAGUCCGCGUGACAGCCAAGGGGAAGGCAGGAAGCUCCAGAGCCGCUACGCCCGGGCUAGCUGUUAGCAAGAGAGCUAUGGCUUAUAGGGCCAAGCAGGACAUGUCGGACUCGGACGAGGAGGAGAAAAGCGACUCGUCGGACUCGGACGAAGACGACGAGACAUCAGGAAGCAGUGACAGCGAAGAUGACGACGAGAACGACGAGGAUGAGGACGAAGACGAGGACGAUGAAGAUCAGACGUCUUCAGAGGAGUCCAGCGACUCGGACUCAGACUAGCUCCGCCCUCUCCCCCUCAUUGGAGAGGACAGGCUGUGCAGGCCACGCCUCCUCACAUGCCAAUCAUAGCGGCGGACCAAUGAGAGGAGAGAGGACGUCGUGUUGCGGUCGCCUGUGAAGGGGGCGGAGCCUGACGGAGCGUUUUGUUACCUGUGUGUUUGUUUCCGUUUUUUAUUGAGUGUUUGUUGGUUUUUAUCUGAUGGACGUUUCAGACGGGCGGAGGCAGGGAGAGGUGGGCGGGUUCUGUUUUUGAGGUGCUGGGGCUGGGGGCGGAGUUUGUACAAAGUUUAACAGGUAUUGGGCGGGGCCUGUUGGUUGUCAUGAGUUACUGCUGAGUCGGUGUUGGGCCUCCAAUCAGCCGCCAGCCUGAGGAAAUGGUAAAAAUAAAUGCACUUUUUCUCA
Molecule: messenger RNA, 2716 nt
Organism: Acanthochromis polyacanthus (spiny chromis)
Lineage: Eukaryota; Metazoa; Chordata; Actinopteri; Pomacentridae
Gene: ubtfl
Product: upstream binding transcription factor, like
Exons: 20
Coding region: 188-2314 (708 amino acids)
Source: RefSeq, a predicted model, not a curated record